Messenger RNA from Pseudomyrmex gracilis, 2359 nucleotides. RefSeq lists its product as uncharacterized. Lineage: Eukaryota; Metazoa; Arthropoda; Insecta; Hymenoptera; Formicidae. Gene Ontology annotation, biological process: signal transduction; positive regulation of epidermal growth factor receptor signaling pathway; positive regulation of fibroblast growth factor receptor signaling pathway. The transcript has 6 exons. The record is from RefSeq and is a predicted model, not a curated record. The coding region runs from base 479 to 1618 and encodes 379 amino acids.
ACUCGCGCGUUCUCUUCAGUCGCGACAGAACGCUCGCGCAGCGCACACCGCGACGCGCAUUUCAAACCAAGAUCUCAAGAUCAGACCUUCGUCAAAUUAUUUUCAAAGAAACGAUUUUUUUAUUGCAUUUGGAUGAAAUCAACGCGUCGACACAAAUUAACGAUCUUUCGAACAAACCGAGGACGUUUCGUGUGAAAUGUGCGGAGCGAUUUAUUUACGCGAAAUUGAACGUCGAUUGUCGUCGCGCGAAAUGCACUUGUGCAUCCUGACGAUGCUUGCAAGAUUGUGAUUGGUGGAUGAAUCCUUUCGUGUAUUGUGAUCACCGCAUAGAAUUCUUCUAGUGAACUCGAUAACUCGAGAUACUUUCGAUGCAACUCGCUUGUCAGAUUUGAACAUUUGCCGCGUGUUGAAACGCGCGAAUUCAAUCGACACGGUCACUCAGUUGCGAGUUUAAUAAAAGUAAAGAAAACAAGAAGGAAUGCUGAAACACGUGUCGGUCUCGCCAUGGAGAGGCCGGGCGGACAGCGUGAGUCUCUCUUCCAGCGGCGGCGCGAGUAGCUGCGGAAGCGGAAGUCCUACCCCCGGUCACACACCGCCACCCUCGAGAGCGUCCUCGUGCGCAUCCCUAGCACCCUUAACCGCCCUUUCGAGCUUCUCCCCGGCUGAUACCGCGCCUCAACAGACUACAAUCAAGGUUUACGCCAACUGCUUGCGACCAGACAUCGAAUACAAAACCCUGAGUAUUACCUACGAGACGACAUGUCGCGAGGUCGUGCAGAAUCUCCUGAACAAAUAUCGCAUGAGACACCGUGACCCACGGUUGUUCUACCUGACCAUGGAGGUGACCGUGAGGAGGGCCAACGUGCGCACCAUUCUGCCACUUGACGAGGACGCAAGGCCAGCCGUUCUACAGUCCUGCCAUCCCCGUGGCGAUUCCAAGUUUUCGUUGCAGACACGCCGCGGCGGACUCGUCAAAAUAUACGACAGCGCACUCAUGUCCGGGUCUAAAUACAAGAGCCUUCUGGUCUCGGAGCAGACCACCGUAGACGAGUUGAUUCAGAUGCUGCUGAGUUGCUACAGCUCCAAGGAACCGGUGGAGCAGUUCUCUCUCUACGAGGUCUGCGAAGGCGAAGAGUACCAAAGGAAAUUACAUCCCGACGAUUCCCCGCUCAAAGUCACACAACGGUGGACCAGCGCGGACAGACACCUUCGCAUUAGACGAAACCCAGACUACAAUCAGCACAGGCGAAAGAGCAUGUGGGCGUCGGACUCGAGCAUCACGAUGGCGAUGUCAAGACUGGAUCUCCACGACAAUCUUCCUAUCCAUUACAACUCGAGGAUCGACAAUAACAAUCAUCUAAGUCUGCAUCAUUUGGCCGGAAAAACUGCCAUCACUUCUAACAAUAACAACAAUAUCAUCCAUCGGGAUCAGCAUCACUCGUCGCUGGGUUCCAUCAAUCAGACGCCGCGAAUCGUUUUACCUCACAAGCCGGAUCCUCCGCAGGUGCAGUUGCCGCGGGUUCAGCAUCUCCCGCAGAGCGUUCCGUCGACGCCGCUCUCGUCGAAACAUGUAACCGCCUCCUCCUACGCCGACUACGAGAAUUACCUUUUUAUAUAAGGGCUUACGUGAGAGCGUCUGUGCUUGCGUAAGAGUGAUCAAAAUUGAGAGAAACUGUGUCGAUCGCGAAAGUUCAGCUCGCGAUACGGUCAGAGUUACCAGAGACUUGUUGGCUGUAGGAAAAAUGUACGUUGAAACUCUCUUCGACAGUAAUUGUAUUCGUAUGUAACAUUUAGACUUUUUUUUUUAGACUUCACAUAUAUUAUGAGCACUAUGAGGCGUAAGCAAACGUGUACCUUCGAAUUACGUAUUGAACAACGAACGCUUCUUUUCACAAUACGGAUUAGGAUUUUGACUUCCGAUAAUUAUUACUAUAAUACUUGACGCAAUUUUUCAAGAUAAUUUAUGUACAUCGAAAAGAAAGAUGUUGCAAUUUUUGAUCAGAUAAUUUUACGUUUUUCGUUUAUUGUUAACGUUUUUCAAGUAAAAUUUAAAACUACUAAAAUAUAAGUUUUUAAGGCUCGUUUGCCAAUUUUUGUAUUUCGGCUGAUUAAUAAGCCGAUAAUACUAAACAAAGAGAAUUUACGAUAUUAGUUAGUAGCGAGGGAAAUUAAAAACCAAAGGUAGACGUAUGAAAUUUUAGACACGUAGUACACACAUACGCAUAUAUACGCAUAUAUUUGAAAAAAAAAAACUAUAAUAUGCGCUGUAUCUGUAAGAAAUGACAAGCCUGAUUUUUAUAAUUUUUAUAUAUGUUUGUUUAUAUAACAUUCAAAAAAACGAAAUAUAAAUCACGAGAUA